UUGAUCAUAGAUAUAGCAUAAACACCACUAGCUUGAUAGUCUCAGUCGGUACGUGACCUGGACCGCGCGCGGUCCACAGCGGAGGAAACCGGUUAGAACGGGAAACGGGCAACAUGGCGCUCAUGACGUUUUGCUUUUUGGCGGUAAUAUUCAGUCUGCUCCAGCAAGGUCUGGCCAUAACAUGCUACCAAUGCAACAGCCACAACGACUCCAGAUGCCUGUUGGACAAGUUGCCCGACUCCCUGAGACUGCCCUGCGGUCCAAAGGACACGAUGUGCAGGAAGAUAUCACAAGUCGUGGAGUUCGAGAUGAAUGGCAUGCCACCAGACAGCCGUGUUAUAAGAGGCUGUGGGUGGGAUGAGAGCAGCUACAAGGGCCGUUGCUACCAACGCUCAGGUUUCGGAGGUAGACAGGAGGUAUGUUCGUGUUUAGAAGAUGGCUGCAACUCUGCCUCCGUGCCAGUCGGGGCCACCGCCCUCAUGCUUCUCACAUUCGCUUUACUAAGAUUCUAAGCAUACAAAAAAAUUAAAUAGAGUGUAUGUAUACAAAAUCGUUAUAUGAGAA
This is a messenger RNA of Melitaea cinxia (Glanville fritillary), 564 nucleotides long. RefSeq lists its product as uncharacterized. The record is from RefSeq and is a predicted model, not a curated record. Gene Ontology annotation, biological process: positive regulation of voltage-gated potassium channel activity; regulation of synaptic transmission, cholinergic; sleep. The transcript has 3 exons. Bases 114 to 512 code for a protein of 132 amino acids. Lineage: Eukaryota; Metazoa; Arthropoda; Insecta; Lepidoptera; Nymphalidae.